CAACAUUACAGAAGAAUAGAGCAACUCUUCAAACAAUCUCUCUCCUAUAGGUGGUAGAAAUGGAAGGCAGCGAAAGUGAAGCGGUAUUCGAGGCUUUAAACCUAAAACCUCAGCUCUUCAUCAACGAAUCCCUCAAUAUUGUCGACGAAUUAAUCGAUGGCGCUUUCCAUCAUUUUCACUUGGAAGCGUCGAAUUUGCUGAAGACUGAUGGCACCGACAGAUCUGAAGAUCUACAAAAGGGUAUUGAUAGCAUUCGAAAUACAAUUCAAGCAUCUCUGGAUAAGAGACUUAUUAUGUGGGAGCAAUACUGUCUUCGCCACUGUUUCACUGUUCCUAGUGGGUUUUCAUUACCUUCUGAGGAUGAAGUAUCUGGUGAUGAUCUUAUGGACCAAGAUGAUCCUAAGGAUGAGCAGGUAGAAGCACAACUUGCUGAUCUAAGGAAUAAGCUUGCAGAGGCUGGGAAAGAGUGCGCUGAAUUGAACCAAGAAUUGCAAGAAUUAGAAAGAAAAUCUACCAUGAGCAACCAGUAUAUCUCAUCUGUGAAUGAAACAUUACAACUGUAUGAGAAAAGUUCUGAACAUGACAUGUUCCAAGAGCUUAUGAAUGUUGCAUCUGAACUCCGCCGUAAAAUGGAGCAGCUGAAGAGUAAAGAGAUUGAAGACAGUAGGAGGGAGAGGGAAAAUGAUGCAAAUGGAGAUAUCCCCACACUCAGCGACAGCAUUGGUCUUUUCAAGGUGGAGUUGGAUGAACUUGAGGAGAUCAAGACCAAGAUGAACUCUUGAAUUUCAGGUGUCAGAUCAGGGAUAAGAUUAGGUUUGUAAUCAAACAAAUUCAAUCCAAACUAUUGGAAUUGUAGUAGAAAGUACAGGCUUGAGUAUGAUUAAUCCGCAGUAUGUCUGUAAUCUGAUGCGUGUCAGUAUUUCAUGCAAUCAAUGUGUUUGUUUGGCAUGAUUAUCUGUUUCUUGAACUGUAAAACUUGUUUAACUUGAUUACAGGAAGUUUAAGUUACAGUAUUCA
Spinacia oleracea (spinach) is the source of this 1017-nucleotide messenger RNA. RefSeq names its product protein MIS12 homolog. The coding region runs from base 60 to 782 and encodes 240 amino acids. Gene Ontology annotation, cellular component: MIS12/MIND type complex; nucleus; chromosome, centromeric region. The record is from RefSeq and is a predicted model, not a curated record. The transcript has 7 exons. NCBI's taxonomy places the organism in Eukaryota, Viridiplantae, Streptophyta, Magnoliopsida, Caryophyllales, Amaranthaceae. Gene Ontology annotation, biological process: mitotic cell cycle; mitotic sister chromatid segregation; kinetochore assembly.